AUGUAUCUUGCCAUUGUCAUCAUCGUGCGCCAGCGCCUUUGGACCUUGACAACCGACACGGGUUACAAACAUUUGCACAUCGCAGUCGAUCUGGUCUCGUUUGCUCUUUCCCGCGCCCUGCUUCAACCUCGACGUGUAGACCUGGACCUGGAUGGACCUGGACCUCACCUCCAUCUUCACCUUCACCUCACCUUCAUCGUCGCCCUCACCCUCGCCCGCUUCACUGCUUCUUCUUCUUCCCUACCUUUACCUCCUGUUCCUCGUCACGCCCUGACAAGCUCACAAAAACCGGGCGAUGACUUGUUGGCCAACUUUAGACAGCAAUUUCCCGAAGUUGCUGCUGUCACCUCAGAGGCGUCUGCACCAACUCUUGUCCAGGCUACGUCUGCCGUCAACCAUCCGAUCAUCACCCUUCCGCCUCAAGAUCAGAGGAACCCAGGUGUUGAAACCGACGUAUUCCGAGACCAAGACCCUACGCCUCGAGCGUCUCAUGAGCCGUGGAGAUUUACGCCCUCUCUCCUGGACCCGAACUCGUACGCCUUUAAUGCCUUUGCCAAUGCCCAGUCUGGAUAUUAUGCGGCAACUCCGGGGGGAAACAACCCGCUCCUCCAAUCGCAGGCGGGAGACUUGCAUACGCCGACAAUGGGAGCCGGCGGUAUAGCCACGCCGCUGUCCAUGCCAAAUCCUGGCGAUGCGGUUCAUGCCGGAGGGACUGUCAUGGACAUGUCCGGCUUCCAGACCCUGCAACCCCAUCAGUUCCAUCACUUCAAUCCAUUUGUUCAUGGAGCAUCGUUUGCGCCAACUUCGUUUGUCCACCAAGACGCCGGCUAUGAAACCAUGGAACAAGAUGGUGUCGUCUUGGAAGCGGCAUCGUCAGAGCAUCGCAUGCCGCCAAUGGUUCCAUCCGCCCUACAACACCAGAAGGCGGUCAAUCGUAUGCAAGUGAGCCACGCGCUACCACCGAAUGCUGAGAAGUUUCGUUUCCACUGCACCUUGAAUGCACCUACAGCCAUGAUCAAACAUGCUGAUGAGAUCCCGAUAACAUACCUCAACAAGGGACAGGCCUAUUCGCUCUCCGUUGCCGAUCCAAGCGGAACCUUUCCAACGCAACCUGGCACCAAGUACAGGACGUUUGUACGAGUUUCAUUCGAGGACGAGGAGCAGAGGCAGAAACCCAAUGUCUGCUGGGGCCUAUGGAAAGAAGGUAGAGGCACUAAUGAGGCCCACCAGAGAGGUGGCAAGCUUCAGGCCGUGGAGUUUGUCGAAGCAGGCCAACCGGCGGAGCCUGACGAUAAAGGAGUGCGCAUCGAGGUAGAAAGCUCAUCUUUUGAUGGGUUUUGCGUCACGUGGACGCCGGGCGCAAACGGCCCUCCCGAAGUCAACCUCGCUGUCAGAUUCAACUUCUUGUCCACGGAUUUUAGCCAUUCAAAAGGUGUCAAGGGAAUUCCCGUACGGCUGUGUGCCAAGACAAGCCUGGUGCCCGCCGAUGGCUCCCUAAAAGAUGCGGAAACGAGUCCUGAGGUUUGCUUUUGCAAAGUCAAACUUUUCCGAGAUCAUGGAGCCGAACGCAAGCUGUCCAACGAUAUCGCCCACGUCAAGAAGUCUAUCGACAAAUUGAAGCAGCAGCUUGCGCAGAUUGAAAGUGGCAUGAAGGACAUGGGGAAGAGAAAGCGGAUCAGCAAUGCUACCAAGGCAAGUGACCCGCAGCGACCUGGGAAGGUGCAGAAGCACAAACGGACCUGGUCCAUGUCGUCGGCGAGCUCUACUGGAGGUGGCGGUAGUCGAAUGACUCUGGAAGAAGACCUGCAAAUCAAGUUGCAGACGCUGCAAGACAUGUUCACGAGCACCAGACCCCUCAGCAUUCUGUAUCUACGAGGCGAGGACUUGGACGAUCCUGACCUACAUCCCGUAUCUCUUCCUGGAGAUAUGUCUCCUCCAAAUAAACUGGAAGUCUCCCGUGAGGGAUCCAAUUGGCAAGUUCGCAGCACAAAGUCUUCGGUAACAGGGUCCAUGAUCUCCCCAUCACCCAGCUCCUUGUCCCUCGUCUCCCAGGCAUCUGGCAUGUGGCAAAACAUGGACAACACUAGUUCAGGAAAGACGUUUGAACAAAUAUCACGAAUAUCUCGAAUUGAUGAUGCUGGUAACUUGAGUGGAUGGAUCGAGGCCCUUGGGGUUGAUCCGUCAUAUCGACCUCCUCCGGAGCAGGCCGAAAAAUCCGUGGCUUGCUUUUAUAUCCAGUAUCGCGACAAAUCGGAGCAAGAGAAGACGAUAUAUCAUCGAGCUAUUUAUCUCAAGAAGCGAACCAUUGAAGAAUUCAAUGGUCGGAUCGCUAGCAAAUGGGGUGUUGAGCCCGCGAAAGUUCUGCGGGCAAUACAUGCAAUCCAGGGAGGUGUGGAGGUGGAAAUGGAUGAUGACGUUAUUCGCGAGCUCAAGGAAGGGCAGGACAUGCAACUGGAAAUUGAGGAGGUAAUCGAGCAGCCUACGGAGACUAAGCGCGAGUGGAAAAUGUCGAUGGACGAGACUGGAGCCGAUGCCGAUGACGUCGCACCUCCUGCCAAGGGCUUCGUGCUUCGGCUAGCCUUUGAAACAACACAGCCCCUCGAUUCCCUCUACCGACCUCGCGCCCCGACGACAUGA
Messenger RNA from Metarhizium album ARSEF 1941, 2637 nucleotides. Its product is annotated as CP2 transcription factor. Gene Ontology annotation, cellular component: nucleus. Gene Ontology annotation, molecular function: RNA polymerase II cis-regulatory region sequence-specific DNA binding; DNA-binding transcription activator activity, RNA polymerase II-specific. The record is from RefSeq and is a predicted model, not a curated record. The transcript is spliced from 5 exons. The coding region runs from base 1 to 2637 and encodes 878 amino acids. Lineage: Eukaryota; Fungi; Ascomycota; Sordariomycetes; Hypocreales; Clavicipitaceae. Gene Ontology annotation, biological process: regulation of transcription by RNA polymerase II.